AUGACCCCAAGCCGACCCCUCAUUCUCCGAAUAUGCCGCCCGCUUUGGGGAUUGGCCUGCCUCCUCGCCGGCGGCGGCGAGUAUCACGGCACCGAGUGGUGGGUCGAGGGCCUCAAGUCAGGAACCGACCCCGAAAACCCCGAGUACUGGGGCUACCCCCGCGACAAUGAUCAGCGAAUGGUAGAAAUGUGCCCUCUCGGAUUUGCUCUUGCUGUGGCUCCCGUAUUCUGGGACAGUAUGAGUGAAAAGGAGCGGGAGAACGUAGAGACAUGGCUAGGAAACUCGAUCAACGAGAAGAACAUGCCCAACACCAACUGGCUUUGGUUCCGUGUGUUUGCCAACCUAGGUUUAAAGAAGAACGGUGGGAAAUUCUCCCAAGAGCGUCUAGACUCCGAUAUUGAGCACUUGAACACGUUUUACCGCGGCGACGGCUGGUCCAACGACGGCCCGGAGGGUAUCCAUCAAAUGGAUUACUAUUCUUCGAGUUUUGCCAUCCACUUCCUCCAACUUCUAUAUGCCAAGCUUGCCGGCGAGGAAGAUCCAGAACGAGCUGCCGAGUUCAAGCACCGAGCCCAACAAGUCGCCCUCGAUCUCGUCCACUACUACGAUGAAGAGGGACGGUCUAUUCCCUUUGGCCGAAGUGUUGGCUACCGGUUCGCCAUGGUCUCCUUCUGGGGCGCGCUGGCGUACGCCGAUGUUGAGCUUCCCGCCCCGUUGACGUGGGGAAUGGUCAAAGGUAUUGUCAUGAGGCACCUACGCUGGUGGCAGACGCAACAUGCCAUGUGGAACUCGAGCGGAGUGUUGUCAAUCGGGUACUCGUACCCGAACAUGUAUAUGGCGGAGAAUUACAACAGUCCCGGCAGUCCUUAUUGGGCCUGUCUUGCCUUUAUCUGCCUCGCGGUCCCUCCGGAGCACCCGUUCUGGACAUCGGAAGAGGAAGAUCAUUGGAGCCAGAUCCCCAAAACCAAGGCCCUCAAGCACCCAGGACACAUCAUGAGUGCCUAUGCCUAUUCUGUCCCUCCUGGCCUCUUCACACUAGAGCAGUACGCACUCGCCUCCCAGCUCGGCCUCUCAGACGAUGGAGGCGAGUACUGGAAGACCCGGCGCCUUAGUGAGUAUUCCGGCCUCGAAGAGCGAGACGGGAACCCCGUCCUCGUGUCCAUCUGGAAGCCGUUCCCAGAUGUCACUGUCAAGACAACUCUAGUACCGCCGACGGAGACGGCGCCCAACUGGCACCUGCGAAUCCACCGCAUCGAAGCGGGGCGGGAAGUGAUGACGGCAGAUGGUGCUUUCGCCAUUUGCAAUGAGAACAGCAAGGACGGCAGGUAUCUCGAUCUUUAUGACGCCGAGCUUUACGAGGGGACAUCCCCAAAGAUUAUUGGAAACUACGACUUGAACACGCCCGCAGGCUGGGCGACCGGAAAGGAUGGCGCGUUCGCCGUCUCCAAGGGCGCUGUGGGAAUCAAGGCGCUCGAGGACAGCAUUGAGCGAUCCGCGAACCUUGUGAAUGCGGAUCCCAACUCCAACCUGGUUGAGAACCGGACGACCAUCCCCACUCUCCAGCACACCAUCAAAAGCGGAGAGUCUGUCUGGUACGUAUCCGCGAUCUACGCCAAGCCGCCGGGUGAAGGAGUGCCCAGGAGCGCCUACCUAGAGGGUUGGAACUCUCCUCCAGAGAUCCCCGCGUGGUUGAAGGCGGAGAUAUCAUCGUAG
Messenger RNA from Parascedosporium putredinis, 1713 nucleotides. The record is from the annotation of a GenBank genome assembly. NCBI's taxonomy places the organism in Eukaryota, Fungi, Ascomycota, Sordariomycetes, Microascales, Microascaceae.